Messenger RNA from Oxyura jamaicensis (ruddy duck), 2370 nucleotides. It is a transcript of the gene NOL11, whose product is annotated as nucleolar protein 11. Gene Ontology annotation, molecular function: protein binding; RNA binding. The transcript is spliced from 18 exons. Gene Ontology annotation, biological process: maturation of SSU-rRNA. NCBI's taxonomy places the organism in Eukaryota, Metazoa, Chordata, Aves, Anseriformes, Anatidae. The record is from RefSeq and is a predicted model, not a curated record. Gene Ontology annotation, cellular component: nucleus; nucleolus. Bases 39 to 2204 code for a protein of 721 amino acids.
GCCCCGGGGAGUCUCGCGAGAGGCGGCCGCGCGCUAAGAUGGCGGCGCUGUGCGAGGCCUUCACGCUCUGCGGCCUGGGGCCCAGCGGCGGUGUCGGGCUGGGCAGCGGCGUCCUGGCCCUGGAGCCGGGCCCCGGCCCCGACCACGUCCUGCUCACCGACCGCGGCAGGACGGCCACGCUCUUUAAGGUUUCAGAUCAGAAGCCACUAGGUUGUUGGUCAGUUAAACAUGGGCAGAUGAUCACGUGUCCAGUCGUAUGCAACUUUGAAACUCAUGAAUAUAUAGCUGUUCAUGAUGACAAGGUUUUAAGGAUAUGGAAGGAUGAAGAUGUUAAUUUGGACAAAGUAUUUAAAGCAACGCUUUCAGCUGAUGUGUACAGAAUACAUUCACUGCCCCAUGGGGAUCCAUUGGUAUUAUUCAAAGGAGGUGGCGUUCGAACUUUAGAUGUUCUUCUGGAAGCCCCACAACAAGAAAUUGAAAACGUUAUCUCAGAUGAAGUUAUCAAGUGGAGUGAAGCUUUCCUGGAAGGUCAACAACCUGUUUUAAUUUUCAUUACUGAGAAGGAUGGGGAUUUUUUUGUCUAUGUACAGAAACUUAAGAUGAACAGUCUACACAAAUACAAGCUUGAACAACAGGAAUCGUCUAAUCCACUGAGUUUCACAGCAUAUAUAAAAAAGCAAACUAUCAUACUUCUGUCUUUGUAUUCCAAUGACUCUGUAUAUAAGGUUCUGAUACCUCUGCAGCAAAAUGAUGAAGGGGAAGAGCAAAUUCUGUCCAAGUCGCUACUGCUAAACCUUUCAAUAUCUGGAAGUGUUCUAAAAGGGACUUCUUUGGUUGUUAUUGAUAAAGACCAUGUUGCGGUAUUAGGAAGUCUAGCAUCUGUUGAAGAAUCCAAAGAGUGCCUAACAAUAUGGAAUACAAAAUUUCAAACCUUACAAACUUCAAAGGAACUGCCCCUGGGAACCAGUGGACAAUUGUGGUGUUAUGGGGAAAAAUUUUUUUUUACUCAUGGAAAAGUGCUAACAGUAGUUAUAUACAAGUGUGAAACUUCAUCCCUGGCAGCUGCUGUGGGAAAGCUCAAGGACAGUCAAGCUUCUGAUUUUUCUUCAUUUGUAAACUGGAAUACCCUUGAAGAUGAAGAGCUUGUGGUUUCCUUACAGCCACAACAGUCUGCGGCUCUAAAAUCUGAAUCCAAAAUGACUUUAAGAUCAAGAAGGAACAGUGUUGCUAAAGUACAGCCAGAUACCUUCAAAGUUGGGCAGAUAUUACUAAAUAUAAAAGAUACUUCUGCAGCUGUAAUUGAAGAUGAAUUAAGACAAUUGUUGAAAGCACAGAUGCCAGAUUUCCAAGCCACCAUUGGAUGUGUAAUAACUGCUCUUAUAAACAGGUGUAAAACAGAUCCAGUGUUCUACCCUCGAAAUUUCCUGUUACAGAUGGUCCAGAAACGAGAGCUGUCAUACAGUUUGUGUCCAGACUUGAUGGCUGUUGCUUUGGAGAAGAAAGAUGUACAUCUCUUACAAAUCUGCUUGCAAAGGUUCCCAGAUAUUCCUGAAGAAAUUACUUAUGCUUGCUUGAAAGUAUUCUUAAGCAUUAGUGACGACGAUCUUGAAAGAACCGAUGUGAAUAUAGACUCUGUAAUCUGUUACAUUGAUAUUGAACCCAAGAAUAAAGAAGUUAAGACUGAAGUUGUAGAAAAUGGUUUCAAUACUGAGCUGGAAGAAGACAGCUGUGAUAAUACAGUCUUAAAGGGAAUGUGUAAGACAAAUGAUGGUGAAUUUUGCCCUGUUGGACCACGGAAGGCAGCGUUAUUAAAUGCUGUUCUCCAUUCAGCGUACAGUGAAACAUUUCUCUUGCCUCAUCUGAAAGACCUUUCAGCUCAGCAAGCUGUUCUGUUUCUCAGGUACUUACACUACCUGUAUGUGAAAUGCAGUGAAAAAAUUAAUACCACUCUUCCCGGAAUGCUCUCCCCAACUAUAAAUCAGAUUAUGGAUUGGAUGUGCCUGUUACUUGAUGCUCACUUCACAGUUAUGGUGAUGCUACCAGAAGCAAAAGGAUUGCUUUCAAGCCUGCAUAAGUUUGUGAGAGCCCAAGUACGAUUCUACUCCGAACUUAAUAAAAUUGAAGGAACUUUGCGAGAACUACAGAGAAUUAAACGCCAGAAAGACUCUCAGGCAUAUUCUAUUGAAGUGCUGGAACUUAUUUGAAUAUGAAAUGAAUUCUCAACGUCUAUUUUAUAUUGAUUCCUUUUAUGACAAGGAUGUAUUAGCACUCCAUAUUGGGGAUGUGAAAAGUUAAGUUUUCUACGUAGGGAAAACACAGUUACUCUAGCUACGUGGGGAGUUGUGUAUUAAAAGAUCUUUUUUGACUGGA